AUUUCCAUCCACACAAUACCAGCUAAGACGGUGCCAGAAAGAUUGCCUUGAAAAUGAAGAUUUUACUAUGGAUUGCAGUUAUAGCCUCUGUGGCUACUAUGGCUUAUUGUCGUAAUAACAACUGGGGUCAGCGUCAGCCUGGAGAUAGUCUAGUUUUCACUAAACAUAUCAAAAUACCAGCAAAAUCGGGUGUAAUGUCGGGCAAAUCUGUGAGCUAUGAUCCUUGGUUUAUAAAGCCUCAAAUUACCAACGUCGUGGUCACAGAUAACCUUAAGGGAGAUAAUGAAGCUACAGCCACUUUGCUAAACGGUGGGCCGGGUAAAAAAUUUGCCAAAAUUCGUUUGGUUUCGAAGCAGUCAAAGCCUUUGGAUGCAACCAUAGAAAUCUAUGCCAAAAAAUAAAAAUUCCAUAUACCAAUUGAGAAUA
Molecule: messenger RNA, 426 nt
Organism: Stomoxys calcitrans (stable fly)
Lineage: Eukaryota; Metazoa; Arthropoda; Insecta; Diptera; Muscidae
Product: probable salivary secreted peptide
Exons: 2
Coding region: 54-401 (115 amino acids)
Source: RefSeq, a predicted model, not a curated record